GGAGAGAGUGAGAGAGAUCAUCUCACCCGCAACCACCCUCCCCCACCGAACUCGCUGUCGAUAUGCUCAUUUGAAGGUUUAAAUCCUGUCUUGAACCGGAAAUAUUUGGUUUGGCAUGCGUGCUUGACAUCUCAGCAGCUUGCACCGCCAUAUAAAGCCACCGCCACCCAGAAGACCGGAACCAGCUCGUUCUCCACCUAUUGUCGUGCGAGGUUCCCUGCCUCUUUUGCCCUGCUUUGCGUUUGUGCCGCUCUCUCCAGGUUUGAGACCAGCACUGGAAGCUAACUCGUGGCUCUGACCUGGUGUCUAACAUCGUGUUUGUCGGCAGCGGUGCUGACAACGUGCCGAACGGAUGGAAUACUUACCGACGGAAGGGCUCGAUAUGCCCUCCGCGGCCCCGUAUCUGAGCCAAGCGCUGGGCGGUGGAACCGUCGACUUGGAUAACAUCAAUGGGGGUUUGAUGGGUCUGAAUGUAAGAGUAGAAGAUCCUCCGAAAUUCGAAUUAGAGUCAUACAUCGCGAACUAUACUGGCCGGACCAGGUACAAUCGACUAUAUGUCAUCGGCACAUGCUCCACACAUCUUGCCGUCGACGCACUCAAAGCCGCAGUUGCCGAAGCCAAGGGUGGUAAAGAUGUCACUAGAUACGAAAGAGCUGUGCGAGCUUUUGCAGAGGUUGUCCCAAAUGACCCCGAGGCCACACUCGACAUGCACUGGGUGGAUCACAUGCAGAAAGUUGUGAAGGCUGAAACAGACAGAUUAGAGCAUGAACUCAAGGGCUACAAGAACAACUUAAUCAAGGAGAGCAUACGGAUGGGCAAUGAAGAUCUUGGCCAGCAUUACCAUCUCAUCGGCGAUCUUUCAUCGGCAUCCAAGGCAUAUUCUCGUAUGCGAGAUUACUGUACAACUCCAACCCACAUCGUCUCGAUGCUCUUCAAGAUCAUCAAUGUAGCGAUCGAGCGAGGAGACUGGCUGAGCGUACAGUCCAACGUCCACCGUUUACGCAAUCUGCAAUCGAAGCAGGAAGAACAGGCCAAAGUCCAACCCAAGCUAUCCGCCGCGUUAGGCCUCUCCCAGCUACAUUCUGGUUCCUAUCUGGACGCAGCCUACAGCUUCCUGAGCACGGACCCGAGCCUCGGCGACUCGUACACGGAGGUGCUCACGUCCAACGACGUGGCCGUAUACGGUGGCCUCUGCGCGCUGGCCUCGAUGAACCGCAACGAGCUCCAGCGGCGCGUUCUCGACAACAACUCCUUCCGCAACUUCCUCGAGCUGGAGCCCCAGAUCCGCCGUGCGAUCGCCUUCUUCUGCAAUUCCAAGUUCCGCUCCUGUCUGGAGAUCCUCGAGGCCUACAAAGCGGACUACCUGCUCGACAUCCACCUGCAACGCCACGUCCAAACUCUCUUCACCCGCAUCCGCACCAAAUCUAUUCAGCAAUAUCUCAUCCCGUUCAACCGCGUGACACUGGAUUCCAUGUCCAAGAUGUUCGCUCCCGGCACGGACGGCCAGCCGACCGACCUCAAUUCGCCCUUCGUGCAGGAACUGAUCGCCCUAAUCCAGGAUGGCACGCUGGAUGCCCGCAUCGAUCUGGAGAAGAACGUACUGGUGUCCAAGCAGGUCGACCUCCGCACUGAGGUGCAGGAGGCCGUCCUUGACAAUCUGGAGAACUACGUGCGGGAGGCGCACAUCCGCAUGCUGCGCUCCAACAUUAUCCGUGCUGGAUUGGAGGUGCGUGCCGACGACAACACCACCACCAAGGAGAUUCGCGGUAAGAGGUCCGAUGGGUAUGGGUCCGCCACCUUGUCACGGGGCCCGAGUUUGUUCCAAUGAAGUCCAAUUUUGGCAAUUAUGUAGC
Aspergillus homomorphus CBS 101889 is the source of this 1853-nucleotide messenger RNA. RefSeq names its product COP9 signalosome complex subunit 1. The record is from RefSeq and is a predicted model, not a curated record. Gene Ontology annotation, cellular component: COP9 signalosome. The coding region runs from base 353 to 1828 and encodes 491 amino acids. The transcript is spliced from 4 exons. NCBI's taxonomy places the organism in Eukaryota, Fungi, Ascomycota, Eurotiomycetes, Eurotiales, Aspergillaceae.